AUGGUGCAUCUAACACCCAACGUAGGGAUUGGCGCCGCUUUUACUAUUCCUUCCGCGCAAGCUCAUAUUGCGAUUCAUUUUCCCGAUCCAGCAAAGAAGGCAAGCGCUCUUGGAAUUUGGGGUGCGUCGGGUUCUCUCGGCUUCAUUAUUGGCCUCAUCUUAGGUGGAAUUCUCACGGACUUGCUUGGAUGGCGCUGGAUAUUCUGGGCGUCUUUGAUAUUCUCGGGGGUGGUAACUCCUGCCACGUAUUUGUUCCUACCCGCUGUAGAUCGAUCCAGACAUCGACGAGCGCCAUCUCCUGAAGUUCCAUCGAACGAUGACCAGCCUACGAACUCGAAACCACUUCUGAAAUACAUUAAAGAGCGCCUCCUUCGAUUUGACGCCCCUGGAAUACUCCUUGGGCUCCCUGGGAUCAUCACUUUAACCUACGCACUCACGUCUUCUAACCAAGAUGGCUGGGGCUCCCCUCCGAUCAUCUCGACGCUCGUAGUCUCGAUCUUCCUACUGAUUUCUUUCAUCCUGUACGAACGCCAGGCGGCUUCCGCAAUUCUUCCAACUCACCUCUUCAAGUCAUCUAGUUUCAAUCUCACAUUGAUUCUAGCUAUCGACACCUAUGCUGUCCGCCAAGCAUGCACUUAUUUCCUCACAGUCCAACUUCAAUCCUUCGGCAACAGUCCAAUCCACACGUCAGUCCUGUUCAUCCCACUCGGUGUCAGCGCAUUGAUAUCGAACACUAUCGCUGGACGCUUGGUACCAAUCCUUGGAGCACGUGUCAUGUUCAUUCUAGGCUGGUCGCUAUCGAUCCCUGGCGUGCUUCUCUUCUCCUUCAUCGAAGACAACUCUUCCUACUGGCGCUUCACCUUCCCCGCCAUGAUCCUCUACAUUGCUGGUAUUGGUGCCGUCUACAUCACCGCCAACUUUGUCGUCGUCUCUUCUGCUUCCAAAUCCGAUCAAGGGGCAGCAGCUGGCGUUUUUAACGUUGCGCUCCAAGUCGGAGGUUCGAUCCUAGGUCUUGCUGUACUCACUGCCAUUGCUCAAGGUAUCGAGAGGAAAUUGGGCCCGCCAGAUGUGCCAGCUGGUGAUUUCAGCCAUGUUGCUUAUCAGAGCGUCUACUACUCUUGUGUAAUUCUUUGUGUGGUCGGCUUGGUUUUGAGCAUAUUUUUUAUUCGCGUUCCCGACAGUAUGACUGGUAGUAUCUGGAAAAACAAUACUGUCCCUGCCGCCACGAUGGGAUCAACUGAGCCUUCCGCGAACCGCUUUGAACUUCAGGAGAGAACGACGAUAGUGGAAAAAAGUCGACAAGUUGUGAAGUGA
Messenger RNA from Lachnellula hyalina, 1314 nucleotides. It is a transcript of the gene pur8, whose product is annotated as Puromycin resistance protein. The record is from RefSeq and is a predicted model, not a curated record. Gene Ontology annotation, cellular component: membrane. Bases 1 to 1314 code for a protein of 437 amino acids. Gene Ontology annotation, biological process: transmembrane transport. Lineage: Eukaryota; Fungi; Ascomycota; Leotiomycetes; Helotiales; Lachnaceae. The transcript has 2 exons. Gene Ontology annotation, molecular function: transmembrane transporter activity.